GAACCGUGAGUGAACAUUGCACGUAGCCUACUGAGCGAGUGCAGUGUGUCAGUAGCCAAAGCCGACAACUGGAUCGAGGAAAUUCGGAAAGAUAUUGACUUUUUGAAGUUUUUGAAUAUCCUACUACAAGAGGAAUCUUUUCAAGACGCAUAGGAAACCUACGUGUUUGUUAAGGUCUUGGGAUCCCGCGGCAUCACUAUUUCAAAAGCAAACCUUUGUGUGAUGAUGGGGUGAUUGGGUUUGCCCCACUUUCUCACCAGAACCUCCACACCACCUCCACUAGCCCGUGUCAUGUCUGAGGAUUCCGACUCCAAGCCGUACCUGUUCUCCCCGCUGGAGGGCCAGGACGGCGGCGGUGGCGGCGGCGUGUGCAGCUCCAUGGCUCAGCUUCACCGGAUGGGCGGCUUGCCCUCCGAGGGCAGCGACAGCAGCAGCCAGGACCCGCCGGCCUCCCCGCACAGCAACAGGAAGAUGGCGCGUUCCCUGCACGAGGACGUGGAGAUGAAAAGCAGCGGCUCCAGCGGCAGCGGGACGGAGUCGCACGGCAACGAGUCCCAUGGCAACGAGUCUCACGGCAACGAGUCCCAUGGCAAUGAGUCGACGGGCAGCUCAAACGGCCACAGCAAGGACUCCGCUCUGCUGGAGUCGUCUGGGAGCAACAAGAGCUCAAACUCUCACAGCCCUUCACCACCAAGCAGUUCCAAUGCCUUCAGUUUACUGAGUGCCAGCUCCGAACAGGAUAACCCCUCCACCAGUGGCUGCAGCAGUGAAGAGUCUGCCAAGGCCAAGACACAGAAGGAGCUGCUCAAGACCCUCAAGGAGCUCAAGAUGCACCUCCCUUCAGAGAAGAGAAAGAAAGGCAACAAGUCCACGACCCUCAACACCCUCAAAUAUGCCCUCCGCUGCGUCAAACAGGUGGAAGCCAAUGAGGAAUACUACCAACUGCUUAUGAUCAAUGACAGCCAGCCGUCGGGUUUGGAUGUGGCCUCUUACACCAUUGAGGAGAUAGACAGUAUUACCUCCGAGUACACACUGAAAAACACUGACAUUUUUGCAGUUGCAGUGUCCCUCAUCACGGGGAAGAUAGUGUACAUCUCUGACCAGGCAGCUACCAUUCUGAACUGCAAGAGGGACGUGUUUAAGAAUGCCAAGUUUGUGGAGUUUUUAACACCUCAGGAUGUCAGUGUGUUCUACAGCUUCACAACGCCUUACCGCCUGCCCUCUUGGAGCAUGUGCACUGGAGCAGAGUCAUCCCCCUCCGACUGCAUGCAGGAAAAAUCUUUCUUCUGCCGGAUCAGUGGUGGUAAGGAGUGUGCGGAGGACCUCCAGUACUACCCCUUCCGCAUGACGCCCUACCUGAUGAAGGUGCAAGACUCUGUGCAUGGAGAGGAGCAGUUCUGCUGCCUCCUGCUGGCUGAAAGGGUGCACUCAGGGUAUGAAGCUCCCAGAAUCCCCACUGACAAGCGGAUCUUUACCACAACACAUACCCCCAACUGUGCAUUCCAGGACGUCGAUGAGAGGGCUGUUCCGUUGCUAGGAUACCUUCCACAGGACCUGAUCGGUACGUCGUUGCUCAUGCACCUCCACCCCAGCGACUGGGCCGUCAUGCUCAGCAUCCACAGGAAGAUCAUGCAGCAUGCCGGCCAGCCCUUUGACCACUCCUCCAUUCGCUUCUGCACCCGCAAUGGGGAGUACAUCACCCUGGACACCAGCUGGUCCAGCUUCGUCAACCCCUGGAGCCGCAAAGUGUCCUUUGUCAUUGGCCGUCACAAAGUCCGCAUCGGCCCUGUGAAUGAGGAUGUGUUUGUGGCGCCAGGCGUAGCCGAAGGGAAGACCAUGGACUCCGACAUCCAUGAAAUCACAGAGCAGAUCCACCGGCUCCUCCUGCAGCCGGUGCACGUCAAUGGCUCCAGCGGCUACGGCAGCCUGGGCAGCAAUGACCACCUGAUGAGCGGCGUGGCCUCGUCGACCGAGAGCACGGGGAACAGCGGGCCCCGUGCCGCUUGGCCAGAAGAGGACAAACCAGACAAGGCCAAGCCUCGUUCAUUCCAGGAGAUCUGUAAAGGGGUGCACAUGCAGAAGGGGGUGCACAUGCAGAAGACCCAGGAGCUGCAGUCCAAGAGGAGCCAAAACAUAGCACUGCAACAGAAGGGCCCGGCGGUCCGGCCCAAGGACACGGCGGUUCCGAUGAGCUGGCGGGACUCUGGGGGCAGCCCUGAGGAGCGUGUGGCCAUGCAGGAGGAGCUGGCCUUCAAGGACCAAACCGUCUACUCCUACCAGCAGAUCAGCUGCCUGGACAGCGUCAUCAGAUAUCUGGAGAGCUGUAACAUCCCUAUCACAGUGAAGAGGAAAUGCCAGUCCUCCUCCAACACGACCUCCUCCAAUUCAGAUGAGGACAAACAGAAAGUAGAGAGCUCCAUGCAAGCAGCAGAAGCAGAGGCUCCGCUGUUGAAAACACCGCCCACUCUGGCCACUCUGAACGUGGCCAAGAAGAGCGCCGCCCCGGGGGUGGUGAGCACGUCGCUGGCCCCCCUGGCCCUGCCCAGUAAAGCCGAGAGCGUCGUGUCCAUCCCCAGCCAGUGCAGUUACAGUAGCACCAUCGUACACGUGGGGGACAAGAAGCCUCAGCCUGAAUCAGAGAUCAUCGAGGACGUCUCAGGCGGUGGAGAGGCAGUGGAGUGCCAGACCACCGUGCCCCCAAGUGCUGUUUCACCUCCCAGCCAGGAGAGGGAGGCGUACAAGAAGCUGGGCCUGACCAAGCAGGUGCUGGCGGCACACACGCAGAAGGAGGAGCACGCCUUCCUUAACCGCUUCCGGGAGCUGCGUGGUGUCCACGCCUUCAAGGCUGACUGCUCUCAGUACCUGGAGAGACAAAAGGGCCAGUUGGCUUCAGAAGCUGUUCCAGCGGUGCGCUCCUGUAAGCAGGGAGGAAGUGGCGAGCCGGCCGCCCGCCGCAGCGGCCGCAACAAGAAGACCAAAUCGAAACGCGUGAAGCAGAACGAGUCGUCGGACAGUACAGUGUCGCAACGAAAGCAGCAGCAGCCAAGGCCGCCACUGCAGGGCCUGCAGCAGACGUCCUGGUCACCCUCGGACACCUCCCAGUCCACCUUCCCCAUCGCCUACCCUGCCGUCAUGCCCGCCUACCCACUCCAGAUGUACCCCGGUGCCAGCGGCAUGGCCCCCCAAGUGGACCCCACACUGUCGCGCUUCAGCGACAGCCAGUGCAACCAGGACCCGCGCGUCCCCAUGCAGCCCCCCACAUACCCAGCGCCGCUAGUCACGCCCAUGGUGGCCCUGGUGCUGCCCAACUACAUGUUCCCACAGAUGGGCAGUGCGCCACGCCAGCCCUUCUACCCCGAUCAGACUGCCUUCCCCACACAGCCCUCCGCCUUCCAGGCGCAACCGUCGUUCCAGGGGCAACCGUCGUUCCAGGGGCAACCGUCGUUCCAGGGGCAACCGGCGUUCCAGGCGCAACCGGCGUUCCAGGGGCAACCGUCAUUCCAGGCGCAACCGGCGUUCCAGGGGCAGCUGCCGUUCCCAGGCCAGUCCACGUUCACGGUCCAGACGCAAUUUGCCACGCAGAACCCCUUCCCGCCACCCAGCGGCUACGCGCCGCAGCCCUUCUCCUUCACACUGCCCACCGAGCCGCCCAAGGCGUCGGAGCCCGAGCAGCGAGAGGGCCAGUCGCGGUGCUCCACGCCGCAGUCGCUCGGCGCCCGGGACCAGCCCUCGCCGCCGCUCUUCCAGUCGCGCUGCAGCUCGCCGCUCCAGCUCAAUCUGCUGCAGCUGGAGGAGAGGCAGGACAGCGCAGCCACCCCCGCCGCCACUACCGUGGAGAAGGUCCCCACCAGCAUGCCCACCAAACCCGACACCGAGCUGCAGCAGCGCUCACUCAAACUGCCCGCUCUAGACAGGGCCUGCCCAGCCACCCCCCCUGGCCUCUGCGGCCUCAGGUCUGGGCACAGGCAGACUGAUGGUGGGGGGUUGUCUUGGGAAAAGCUAUUCCCUAAACUGUGUUGCAGCGACGAGGAGGUGGGGUCUCCAGAUGACAGUCACCACAGCGAUGGCAACUCCUCCUCCAGUGACAUGUUGGACAUCCUGCUUCUGGACUCGCGCUCAGGCACGAGUUCGGCCACUUCGGGCUCCAUGGGUUCUGGUUCUAAUGGCUGCGGAACCUCUGCCUACGGAACUUCAACUAGUGGUGCAUCUGCUAGUGGAACAGGGAGCAGCCAUGUAAGCAACAACAGCAGCAACUACUUUGGCAGCGUGGACUCGUCUCAGAAGAGCCAUAAGGCCAAGGAGCCUGAAGCAGCCAUGACAGUAGGACAAGGCGGGGAGAUGGAGGUGGAAGAGAACCAGCACUUCUCCAAGUACGUACCUCAGGACCCACUGUGGCUCCACACGGCUAACGUAGACGGGGCCAGCAUGCUGACCUACCAGAUGCCCUCACGUGACAUGCAAAAGGUUCUGAGGGACGAUCGCGAAAAGCUCCGUCAGAUGCAGAAAAACCAACCACGCUUCAGCAAGGACCAGAGGAGGGAGUUGGUGGAGGUGCACCCCUGGAUGAAAAGAGGGGGUCUGCCCAAAGCCAUUGAUGUCAAGACAUGUAUGGGCUGUGAGGAUCUCUCCGAAAGUCUCAUUGAGGAAGAGACGCCUGACUUGCACAUGGGUGAGACGGAAGCCAGUGAGGAGGCUUCUGCAGACAAGACUAGUGCCCAGCUGCAGCAGCCAGGCUCUUCCCGGUGUCUGGCCACAGGGACUGGGACCUAGGACUACUACUGACUACUGUAAAGAAUUAAUUUGACUGAAUAUGGAAUAACACACACACACCUCCAUCCACCCACAUACACACAGAAUAUUCUGGCAAGAAAAACUGAACAUUCUAUUUUGUAACUGUGUGUGUGCGUGAGAGUGUGUGUGUGUAUGUGUGCGUCUAUAUGCGAGUGUCUGAGUGAAUGAUAUUGUAAAUAUGUGAGUGUGAGCAAAUGUGGGUGUUGGUGUGCAUAUGCACAUGCAUGUGCACACAGUUGUGUAGGCCGUUAUUUUGAGUGUAGUAUUAAGUUCCCCCUUUUGUAUUUUGUAUUGCUCUGCAAUUCUGGAACCAAGUUACCAGAUGAAGAUCUGUCAACUAAAUGUGAUAAAUGUCAACUUUUUUAUUUAAUGUCUUUCAAAAUGUUUGUCCACAGAUUUCUCUAUAUGUUUAAUUAUACUGAGGAUUUUUUUCAUCCUUCAAAUGAUUCUUUGGCUUCAGACAAAUUCCUCUGGACUGCUUGCCUUCUGUCCAUAGUAUGCGUGAAUCUUUGGUAGUUGAAAUAUGUAUUUAUUUUUAUACAGAGAUAAAUGGUGACAAAACACAACAGCACGUGCACAUUUAUAUCUUACAAGAGAAGGUAAGCUGAGAAUGGGCAGUAGGUAGUAGCACAUGAGCCGGAGUGGAGCAGGGUAUUUGGGUGUUGUAACACCUUUGAAGAUGAUUAUUUGUUAACUGAAAGCUAGUUUUAUAAGAUUUCUGGUGGAUGAUUGCCUGGCCUAUGGUUAACAAUGGUGCUAAUUCCUUUCAUCUCUUUCUUUUGUCUGGAGUCAUGUAUACAUGGUAUCUAAAUUAUCUUCAGUAAUAGGCCUUUAGCUAAACCUGAAGAUAAAGCAAAAAUCUUUUGAUCAAAAGAUUUGACCAAACAGUGCACAUAAUUCAAGUGUAGCUUUUAACAGUAGGCUACAUGGGUUUGCUGUUGGAAACUGUUGGAUUGACAAAUCCUACACACCUCUUAACUGCAGUUUUCAUGGAGAUGUACAUAUCUUCAUAAUCAACCAUCUGGUAGGCCCUCUUCUAGUUUUUUUGUUAGGGCAGCAUCCUUGAAGACCUGGGCUUGAUCAGACUGGUAUUGUCUCUGGUGGAUAAUUUUAAGGCAAUUUUAGCUACACUGCCAUCUACUGGAAAAUGAGAAGAGAUAUUCGUUUUUCCCUGUUCAUGUGUGAAGUAGCAAGUAUGUAUUUAUUUCAGAGGAAAUGGACAAGAGAAUGUGUGCACUCUUAAAUAUUUGUCUCUGUGCAUUUUUUUGUUAAAUAGUGGUCUAUUUGUUAAAUAAAUAAUAAAAAAGGAUAUGUAUGCCUUGUUUCUUUCCUAA
Molecule: messenger RNA, 6125 nt
Organism: Alosa alosa (allis shad)
Lineage: Eukaryota; Metazoa; Chordata; Actinopteri; Clupeiformes; Clupeidae
Gene: per2
Product: period circadian clock 2
Exons: 24
Coding region: 292-4770 (1492 amino acids)
Biological process (GO): negative regulation of transcription by RNA polymerase II; entrainment of circadian clock by photoperiod; circadian regulation of gene expression
Cellular component (GO): nucleus; cytoplasm
Molecular function (GO): transcription corepressor binding; transcription cis-regulatory region binding
Source: RefSeq, a predicted model, not a curated record